CCUGGCCAAAGAAGGUUGAGUUUACACUAUAGCCAAAAGAAUGGAAAACAGUCCUCUUCAUGGAGGAUGGUCCUCAACCUCCCUCUAGAUCAAUUGGCUGCAAAGCUCAGUCCCCACCCACCACAUCUUCCCCACUCCUCAUCCUGAGUCACCUUUUUGGAUUUUGGAAGUGGAGCGCCAUGGGGACUCUAAAUGAUCAGGCAGUGUUACAGGCCAUCUUCAACCCUGACACCCCAUUUGGAGACAUUGUUGGGUUGGACUUGGGAGAGGAAGCUGAGAAAGAAGAUGAGGAUGGUGUUUUCCCUCAAGCACAGUUGGAGCAGUCCAAGGCUCUGGAGCUGCAGGGGGUGAUAGCAGCUGAGGCUGGUGACCUCAGCACAGCCCUGGAGAGGUUUGGCCAAGCCAUCAAUCUGUUGCCUGAGAGGGCGUCAGCCUACAACAAUCGAGCCCAGGCCCGGAGACUCCAAGGAGACGUGACAGGAGCCCUGGAGGACCUGGAGCGCGCCGUGACGCUGAGCGGCGGGCAGGGCCGCACUGCCCGCCAGAGCUUUGUACAGCGCGGGUUACUGGCGCGGCUGCAGGACCGGAAUGACGACGCCCGCAGGGACUUCGAGCGAGCAGCGCGGCUGGGCAGCCCCUUCGCGCGGCGCCAGCUGGUAUUGCUCAACCCGUACGCCGCGCUGUGCAAUCGCAUGCUGGCCGACAUGAUGGGGCAGCUGCACGGCCCCAGCGACAGACGCUGAACCCGCCCGCGGGCCAGGGAAUGGCGCGCCCUAAACCAAUAAAGCUGCCGACUC
This is a messenger RNA of Pteronotus mesoamericanus, 797 nucleotides long. RefSeq names its product tetratricopeptide repeat domain 36 (gene TTC36). NCBI's taxonomy places the organism in Eukaryota, Metazoa, Chordata, Mammalia, Chiroptera, Mormoopidae. The transcript has 3 exons. The record is from RefSeq and is a predicted model, not a curated record. Gene Ontology annotation, molecular function: protein binding. Gene Ontology annotation, biological process: cilium assembly. The coding region runs from base 60 to 743 and encodes 227 amino acids.